ACAAAAUAAUCUACUUUUAAACCGUCCUUCUCGAAUUCUCCACCCUUCACUUUCUUCUUCUCUCUUGUCUGCUAGGGUUCAGCCAUGGAAGGAACUCGAUCUUCAGAUCUUCAAUGAUAUCGUCUCUUUUCUGAAGGGGGGAAGAUAUAAAGAGAAUCAUUUGGUGAGCAGUGCAAGAGAAGAGAGUGAAAUAAUGUCGAGCGGAGGAAACACACAUUGGUGUUAUAGAUGUAGGUGUCCUGUUCGACUCCGAGGAAGGGAUUCAGUUUGCUCAAGAUGUGAUGGUGGUUUUAUUCAAGAGCUCAAUGAGGUGGAAGGCAUGGGCCAGAUGGAUAUAUUAGGCUUAGAUUCUGAUGUUGAUCGUGACCAGAGGUUUGGACUAAUGGAAGCUUUUUCAGCUUUUAUGAGGCAACGGUUAGCUGGAAGAAACCGUGACUUUGACAUCAGAGGGAGAUCUGGUGUGAUACCCGAGAAUUUCGGCUCUGGUUCUGGUCCUUGGUUGAUCUUUAGUGGCCAAAUUCCUGUUCGGAUGUCUGAAAAUGGGAUUGAGGUGCUUCUUAAUGGAGGUCCAGGAGUUGGCAUAAGGCGAGCUAGUGGGAAUGAUUACUUUCUAGGGCCAGGACUGGAAGAACUUAUCGAACAACUCAGUAGGAAUGAUCGGCAGGGCCCACCCCCAGCAGCUCGUUCUUCGAUUGAUGCAAUGCCCAUUGUUAAGAUAUCUCAGAAGCAUCUGCGCACCGAUGCCCACUGUCCAGUUUGUAAAGAUAGAUUCGAGUUGGGGUCAGAGGCCCGUCAAAUGCCGUGUAAUCAUAUUUAUCAUACAGAUUGUAUUGUUCCCUGGCUGGUCCAGCACAACUCAUGUCCCGUUUGCCGCCAUGAAUUGCCACCACCAGGAUCCAGCAGUAGUUCCCGUAGUAGUCAGAGUUCAAGUGGAGCAACCAGAAGCAGCAGUUUUGUCAGUAAUACCAGUGGAAGACGGAACAAUUUAGAAAAUCAGGGAAGGCGCAAUCCUUUCUCCUUCUUGUGGCCUUUCCGCUCAAACUCGAGCUCAAACUCAAACACACAUUCACAUACCAAUUCGCAGUAUAACAUGCAUUAUAGUGAAUCUGGUGGAAGUAGCUCUACAACGGUGCGUGAAGAUGAUCAUCAUCAUCAGAUGAGUUAUUCUGGAUGGCCUUUUGAUUAUUAGGGCUCAUGAAAUUGGGGACCACUUUGUUUCACUUUUACAAUGCUCAUGUCCUCUGCUAUGAGAAAGUCACAAGAAUUUCCAGUUAGUCUUUAUCAACUUGAAAGUCACAAGAAUUUCCAGUUAGUCUUUAUCAACUUGAUUGGGCGUAGUUCUAAAAUGGUCUAGAGAUUGGGUGUUUAGCAGAUUACAAUGGCUUUUAAGUGCAAGGAAAUCUUUGUGUUUUUUCUGUAUCCAUCUUCUCUUAUAUGUAAUGUAAAAACUUUCCUUGCUUAUCUAAAUGCUUUCUAAAUGGUCAAAGUUGCUGUGUACCUUGAUAGUGAAUGACAUUGUAUUGUCGUUAUGUCAUGUAUAACCACUAGAAAAUCCUUUCAGGACGAAGGAAGAGAGAACAGUGUUUUUUUUUCA
Messenger RNA from Papaver somniferum (opium poppy), 1594 nucleotides. Its product is annotated as probable E3 ubiquitin-protein ligase RHC1A. The transcript is spliced from 2 exons. NCBI's taxonomy places the organism in Eukaryota, Viridiplantae, Streptophyta, Magnoliopsida, Ranunculales, Papaveraceae. Gene Ontology annotation, cellular component: cytoplasm. Gene Ontology annotation, biological process: protein ubiquitination. Bases 194 to 1189 code for a protein of 331 amino acids. Gene Ontology annotation, molecular function: ubiquitin protein ligase activity. The record is from RefSeq and is a predicted model, not a curated record.